AUGUCUCUUGUGACUAGCAAUAGGUACAGUCUCGACUCGGCCAAGGUCAAGCCCAACGACGAUCUUAGAACCCUGAAGAUUCUAGACUUUCAAGAGUCUCGUGGUGGAUGUCUGUACGGAGCUACAAAUAAGACGUCUUCCAAAACUUUGUCUUUCUCUAGGCAUCUGACAAUCACGAUCUUCCAGUCGAAUCACAUCCGUCUGCCACAUCCACUCACCACUGAAUUUUUCUGUUGCUUUCCUAAAGAGGUUCGCUCUGACGCCAUGUUUCUGCACCUACUGAACCUCCAGUUCCCCGAGAAUUUGAACCAGGACCGGUCCGGUUACCCUAGACAGUCGACAAAUUCGCACAUAAUCCAGCCAACGGACAAAGGGACUUUUCCUUGA
Messenger RNA from Fusarium graminearum PH-1, 387 nucleotides. RefSeq lists its product as uncharacterized. The record is from RefSeq and is a predicted model, not a curated record. Lineage: Eukaryota; Fungi; Ascomycota; Sordariomycetes; Hypocreales; Nectriaceae. The transcript has a single exon. Bases 1 to 387 code for a protein of 128 amino acids.